Messenger RNA from Mustela lutreola (European mink), 4045 nucleotides. It is a transcript of the gene TERB1, whose product is annotated as telomere repeat binding bouquet formation protein 1. The record is from RefSeq and is a predicted model, not a curated record. The coding region runs from base 1671 to 3863 and encodes 730 amino acids. NCBI's taxonomy places the organism in Eukaryota, Metazoa, Chordata, Mammalia, Carnivora, Mustelidae. The transcript is spliced from 18 exons. Gene Ontology annotation, biological process: meiotic attachment of telomere to nuclear envelope; homologous chromosome pairing at meiosis.
UGAGUGGCUCAGUUGGUUAAGCAGCUGCCUUCGGCUCAGGUCAUGAUCCCAGCGUCCUGGGAUCAGUCCCACAUCGGGCUCCUUGCUCUGCAGGGAGCCUGCUUCUCCCUCUGACUCUGCCUUCCACUCUGUCUGCCUAUGCUCCCUCUCGCUCGCUCUCUCUCUGACAAAUAAAUAAAUAAAAUCUUAAAAAAAAAAAAAAAAAACACCUCUUUUAUGUUGCAUUAGAAACAGCUUAAAAUAGGCUCUUUUUUUUCUUACAGUCUUAAAUAAUGAACUUUAGCCAUGCGUAGAUUUUAGCUAUGGUCCUCUUAGGACCAUCACUAUUUGAAAAGACAAAUAUUUGAGUUUUUUAAAAAUAUAUUUUUAUUUAUUUAUUGGACAGACACAGAGUGAGAGAGGGAACACAAACAGGGGGAGUAGGAGAGGGAGAAGCAAGCCUCCCACUUCCCGCUGAGCAAGGCCCCAACGAGGGUAGGGGGUGGGUGGUGGGUGGAGUAGUGUGGCUCAAUCCCAGAACCCCGGGAUCACGACCCGAGCUGAAGGUAGACAGACGCCCAACGACUGAGCCAUCCAGGCGCCCCAAAUAUUUUUUUUAUAAGAAAACAAGGAUAGGAAGCUUGGGAGAGAGGAAUAAGAUUAGGCUUGGUGCUCAGAUGGCCUCUUAACUCAUGCUGUGCCCUGCAGCCACAGUCCCCAAACCAGCCUCAUCCACCCAGAGCCUGCUCUCCUGACUCCCUGUUGCCAACGCCCCUCUUUGCAAAGAAAGCCCUAAAAACUGCAAGCCCUCAGAUCAUGGGAUUUCCCGUUUACGUUGUGACUUUCCUCCCCUAAAAGACACUGCAUCCACCCUUUUCACACCCGGGACCGGCUUUGGAAACAUCAGGGAGCGGCGGUCUGCAGAGGAACACCGGUUCCGGCGAGGUCGGGGUGGCAGGAAGUCCCGCCCCACGGAAGUGGGCCCGUCGCGUUGGGCGGGAAACCGAGUCGAGCGUCGCUGUAGGCUGGCGGCGAGGGAGAAAGGGCGGAAACACAGCGCGCUGCGACUUGAGGGUAAAGGUCACGGCCUCUGCUCCCUGAGCGUUCAGAUCCUGCCUCGGUCCCGCCCCGGAACCAGGCUGUGGCCUCCUGUGGAAGGUCGGCCGCCGCGGGUAGGCCUGGUUCCGCCCUCACACCGGCUGGGAUGCGGGACUCGCGGCUAUUACCCUUCCCGCUGACUUGAGGGGGUGGAUUGAGCUGGCGGGAACGGGUCUUCGUGAGGAGCAACGGACCCGGCUGCAGUCCCCACAGCACCUGGUGGCAGAAAGAGAAUUGUCACGUACCAUGUAGUCCGGCGUGUGGAGCCCACAGAAGUUUCCAACCCCGAUUAUACUUGAGAAUCCCCCCUGGUCUCUCGCCGGAUUCUGGAGUAUGGGAGGGAUGGGGAGCCAGUCGUGGGGCCCUUUAUCAGACGGGGGGGCCGGGCAGCGUGGGCUGCAGCACUUGAGGGGCGCCAUCUCGCAGCUGGUGAAUCGCAGGGACCCGGCGUGUCUUGCGCCUUUAACCAGCAUCCCGUCCUUGGCAGGAGCUGGAGAGCCCUGGUCUGAGAAGAGAGGGCCUGGGGAAGACCUCUGUUCUUCAAAAGGCGAUCUCCCAGCCCUGUAGGUGAAAUAUAAGGAAAAAGAAUACAGAUGAGCAUGGCAAGUGAGGACACAAAGAACAUACAAGAAAUGAAGACUGACCUGAACUUAUUAUUGGAGUGCCUGAAGUAUCAAAUGGACAACCCUUUCUCACAAAAGGAAGCUUUGGUUACUAUUUUUUCAAUUUGUCAACAAAACAGUAAUGCAGGUGUUUAUUUUCGGGAAAUUGGUGGUUUGAUGUUUGUAAAAAACCUUGCAAAGUCAAGUAAACAUAGCAUGGUAAAAGAAGCAGCCUUAUACACAUUAGGAGCUGUUGCAGAACAAAAUGUUUAUUGUCAGCAGACUUUAUGCACUUCAGAAUUGUUUGAAGACUUAACUUGGUUCUUAUCUAAUGAUGAUUCAAACACAAAUUUGAAAAGAAUGUCUGUCUAUGUUAUUUUGGUUCUAGUUUCAAAUAAUAGGACAGGACAAACACUUGUAAGAGAAACAGGUUGUAUUACAGUUCUGACACAGUUGUUCAGGACAGUUCUUUCAAAAUAUGAGUUGAAUUUGUUGGAUGAAAAUGCAUUCCAGAGCUAUCAGUUAUGGUCUUCGGUUUGUAGUACUUUGUGUGUCUGUGUCAACAAUCCUCAAAAUGAUGAAAAUCAAAUGCUUUGCUGUUCACUUUUUCCACAUGCUAAUGACUGGCUAAUAAAUUGCGUCAAACCUGAGAUAAUUCGCCCUGUUUGCUCAUUUAUUGGACUCACUCUUGCAAAUAACACAUAUGUUCAGAAAUACUUUAUAUCUGUGGGUGGACUGGAUGUGUUGUCUCAAGUUCUUGUGCAACUGGAAUCAGAUUCACACAAGACUCUUUCCAGUGCUAAGCUUGCAGUCGUGGUGACAAAGACAGUGGAUGCGUGUAUUGCUGAUAAUCCUACUUUUGGAGUAAUACUAUCCAAGUAUCAUAUUGUUUCAAAACUUCUGACAUUACUGCUUCAUGAAAGUCUGGAUUCAGGAGAAAAAUUUAGCAUCAUACUUACUCUUGGUCAUUGCACAGAAGAUUGUGAGGAGAAUCAGUAUGAUCUUUUUAAAAACAAUGGGCUUCCACUCAUGAUACAAGCCUUAACUGAAUCGCAGAGUGAAGAACUAAACAAAGCUGCCACUUUUGUGCUUCACAAUUGUAAAAAAAUUACUGAGAAAUUAUCUCUAAGUCUAGGAGAAUAUUCUUUUGAUGAAAAUGAAGAACAAUUAAAAGACAUAAAUAUGAAAGAGAAGAAUCUUGAAGAGUACUGGAAGAAAGCAAAGGAAAUUCUACACAGAAUAGAACAGCUUGAAAGAGAAAGAAAUGAGGAAAAACUACAAAGAGAAAAAGAUAAGCAUAAUGUUUCAUCUAUGAACAUAAAUAUUCAAAAUACAUUGAAACACCUCCAUGCCGAUAGUAUUGGCAGAGGUCCUACAGCAGAAGAUAAAGAUAAAAGCAAGUCUAGAAAGCUUCAGAGUUACCAAUCCCAUGGACUUCUGUCUACAGCAUGUACAAAUGAUCACCAAAUGAAGACCGUGUUAAAGAGUGCAAAUCCAGUUACUGCUUGUUAUAGGGAGAGUGGGCAAAAUAAGAAUUUAUGUAAAGCCAAUUCAAGCUAUAAUCAAAAUCUACAGGAAGGAACAACUUUUGAAAAAAAGAAUUCUGUUUCUCAAUCAAGUGACCGUGUUUUUAAACAUCCAGUUCCCGUUGUCAAAAAUAGAAAGCAGCAGUUACCAGUAACAGAUCCAUUUACAUUAUGUUCAGAUAUAAUAAAUAAAGAAGUCAUCAGUUUUCUAGCAAGUAACAAUCAUUCCAAAAUGUUAAAGUACAGAUGCUCAGGUUGCAUAGCAGUAGGAAAAUCCCUGAAUAGCCGAAAUUUUAGCAAGCUCUUGCACUCUUGCCCAUACCAAUGUGAUCGUCAUAAAGUCAUUGUGGAAGCUGAAGACAGAUAUAAAAGUGAACUAAGGAAAUCACUUAUCUGUAACAAAAAAAUUCUGCUGACCCCACGUAGAAGACGACAACUCAGUCAUGAAUCUACUGCCUCUGGAGAAAUAAAAAAAAGAAGAAUUCGUAAAAACUUUACUGAAGAAGAAAUAAAUUACCUUUUCAAUGGAGUUAAGAAAAUGGGAAAUCACUGGAAUUUAAUUUUGUGGUCUUUCCCCUUUCAGCAAGGACGGAAGGCUGUGGACCUUGCUCACAAAUACCACAAGCUGACCAAACGUCCCGAGUAUGCAGCUCCUUGAUCGGAAUACUUGCCAGUUUUUAGUUUCAACGCUUAAAAUACAAUGUCUUGAGAAAACACAAUUUAAAAUACUCUUCUAAACUCUCAUGAAGCAGGAAAUCUGAAAACAGGAAUACUGUUUUAAUUACAUACUUUUUGUGAUGCUCUAUCUCAUCAAAUUAUUAAAGUAAUUUAUAAAACAAA